ACUUCAUCUCGGCGUCAUCUUUCUCGCUGUAUAAUGGACGACCACAGUUACAGCAGAGCUGCAUCAAGACCAAAGUCGAUUAUUUUCGCCGAUCAAAUCUUCACAGAACUGCCGCCGGAAGAUUCUGCAGGUUCACCUCGAUCGAAAAAACCACAGUUAGGCCACUGUGGUCUUAUUGAGUGUCAGAAUAAAGGACACUGCCGAGGAUGGCAUUGUCCACUUUGUCACAGAACCGGACCAAGAUACAGAGUGAAAAACCAUGUGUAUUCUGUUCACUGGGCAUCCCGGGUAGUAGUUGGAGGAAUCAAUUCCUUGCUUUGCAAGUGCAGAAUUCCGGGAAAAGUUACCCCACGGCACUGGCAUUGCCCAUACUGUGCCUGCAAUCCGUACUACAAAUUGAAGUAUUUGGUAUCUCAUAUUGUGCGUACACACAAGCCUAAUGCCAUUGUGAAAGGCUACAGCCAGCAUCGGCUCGCUUAUUCUGUUGAUUGCACAAGAAGCGACGCUGAUGCUGACCUCGCUGCAGAUGAACAUUCGUUUGACAAAAAUGAUCUACGUACCGAUUCCUGGACUCCAAAAAGGAAGGCACUACCAAAGGACUUUUCGUUCCUUGGUACACAUGGUUGUGAAUUGGUUCGGUGUAAGGAACCUGGACACUGCAAAGGGUGGCAUUGCUCAUUAUGUCCAGCUGCCGCUCCAAAGUACAGAAUUAGGAACCACCUAGCCACUGUACACUGGGCCUCUCGCAUUGAAAUUGGAGAUAAAGUUUCUGUUAUGUGCAAGUGUAACAAGUCACCGAACUCGGCACCGAGGCACUGGCAUUGUCCGUUCUGUGUGAUUAAAUGUCUGCGGCCGAAGAAGAUGAUAAGACAUAUUAUGGAUGUCCAUAAGCCAAAUGAGGUCGUGAAAAGAUUUUCCUUUGGGAAACCACAUGGAUUCUUUAGCAGGAAUGAUGAUGGCAUACAAAAAGUCGAGGAAGAGGAAGAAGUAGCUCCAGAACCCAUUAAAACUCCUAUGCCAAAUUGUGAGGUGAUUCGUUGCAUUGGGCAAGGUCAUUGUAAGGGCUGGCACUGUCCCUAUUGUAGUGCCACUGGACUGAGGUAUUUAAUGAAAUCUCAUCUUCAAUCAGUGCACUGGGCUUCUCGUAUUGAAUUUGACGAUAAAACUUCAGUAUUGUGUAAAUGCAACAAUUUUAAUAAAAUAACACCAAGACACUGGCACUGCCCACUGUGUACGGACUGUCUCUUAUACACAUCUAGAUGUGUAUAA
Messenger RNA from Anneissia japonica, 1269 nucleotides. RefSeq lists its product as uncharacterized. The coding region runs from base 34 to 1269 and encodes 411 amino acids. The record is from RefSeq and is a predicted model, not a curated record. The transcript is spliced from 7 exons. Lineage: Eukaryota; Metazoa; Echinodermata; Crinoidea; Comatulida; Comatulidae.